AUGGAAGAGGCAAAUAUAGCCGAACAGUUUCAUUUUGCGAUCGGCCUCUUCUCCUUUAUCUUCUUCCCUGAUCAGAAUUUAUCACUUUCUCAAGGUAUGUAUACUGAAAGUUUUCUUCUUGCAUUUAGUUUGAAAGAUGAUCCAUUUAUUUACUUCUCCAUCAUGAAAAACUGCUUAACAAUGAAGGUUUUAGCCCCAUCAACAAUGGUGGAGUUCUUAGGAGAUGAUUCAGAAGAUGAAGAAAUAAAGAAUGUAUUCCUAUUAUCUGAUGCAAAUUAUGUUGAAGAGUUGGAGUUUCAAAAGGCAUUGAUGGCCUCCAUUAACACAUCUCAAGCUAAGGUUGACAUUAUAAUAAUCCCAGAUAGCCCUACUGAAGUAUUGCCCUCAAAAUCGAAAAGGAAAAACCUGAAGAGGAGAAAAUUGGAAACAGGCGAAGCAUCGCAGCAGUCAGACUGUGAAAUCUGCACAGAUAGAAAAGGAAAAAACGAAAUGUUCGCAGUAGAUGGCUGCUCUCAUUCAUUCUGCUCAAUCUGCAUAACCAAAUACAUAACUGUCAAAAUUGAAGAAAACGUUGAAGUGGUGCAAUGCCCUGGCCUGAACUGCAAUAGUGUCCUGGAGCUUGAUUCGUGUCGGCCAAGGAUUUCAACUGAAUUGUCAUCCAUGUGGGAUGAAAUGGCAUGUAAGUCAAUGAUUCCAGAGUCGCAAAAGUUCUAUUGUCCAUUUAGCGAUUGUUCUGCUAUGUUGGUGAAUGAUAAUGAUGGGGAGGAAGACAUUAGACAAGUAGAGUGCCCCAUAUGUCAUAGAUUGUUUUGUGCACAAUGCAGGGUCCCAUUUCAUGUGGGACUUGAUUGUGAAAAUUUUCAGAAGCUGAAUAAGAAUGUUAGAGGGUCGGGAGAUAUUGCGUUGAGAAUGAUGGCUAAAGAAAAUGGAUGGAUUCGAUGCCCUAAUUGUCGAUUCUACGUUGAAAAAACCAAGGGUUGUUUACACAUGACUUGCAGGUGUAAGUUUCAAUUUUGUUAUGCUUGUGGAAAAAAAUGGACAUCAACUCAUGGUGGUAAAUGUAGGCCUCCUCUUCCAAGGUAAUAACACCUUUAUAUGCAGCAUAGAGAUA
This is a messenger RNA of Impatiens glandulifera, 1111 nucleotides long. RefSeq names its product E3 ubiquitin-protein ligase RSL1-like. Gene Ontology annotation, molecular function: zinc ion binding; ubiquitin conjugating enzyme binding; ubiquitin protein ligase activity. The coding region runs from base 1 to 1083 and encodes 360 amino acids. Gene Ontology annotation, biological process: positive regulation of proteasomal ubiquitin-dependent protein catabolic process; protein polyubiquitination; ubiquitin-dependent protein catabolic process. The transcript is spliced from 4 exons. The record is from RefSeq and is a predicted model, not a curated record. Gene Ontology annotation, cellular component: ubiquitin ligase complex; cytoplasm. Lineage: Eukaryota; Viridiplantae; Streptophyta; Magnoliopsida; Ericales; Balsaminaceae.